Messenger RNA from Pestalotiopsis fici W106-1, 894 nucleotides. RefSeq lists its product as uncharacterized. The record is from RefSeq and is a predicted model, not a curated record. The transcript has a single exon. Bases 1 to 894 code for a protein of 297 amino acids. Lineage: Eukaryota; Fungi; Ascomycota; Sordariomycetes; Amphisphaeriales; Sporocadaceae.
AUGCCGCUGCAGUACGAUGAAGCCCCCGAAGUAGCAGCAUCAGUUUCGCCUGAAGUGCACCAUCCGCCUACGGGGCCCGAAUUCAAUCCCUAUGCAUUUCACCAUCAGCAACAACACAUAGGCGCCUCGCCCGUCAAGCCUGAUGUUUCUCCUGUACAGCCGGGAGGAGGAUACGUGCUGCCAGCAUACGGAACCUCAGGUUAUGGGACGCCGAAUGCGCCCGGCUCAUAUUACGGACAUGGCCAACCCUCUGGCUACGCACCCAUAGCGCCGCCCAGUCCGGGACGGCAAUCCAAGGCCAGGACCAUUUGCGGAUGCACGGUUGUAGUUUUUAUACUGUCAAUGAUCAUUGCAUUGCUAUCGGCGGCCGUGGUAGGACUGGCAGCAGGGACCGGCGUCGAGGCGAGUCGCGCCAGCGACGCGGAAUCGAGCCUGGCGGCGCUCAAGGCGUCGGCCACCAGCACGGCGCCGUCGUCGACAUCCACGUCUGACGACUACAGCGCGCUGGACCGCAACUGCUCGUCGAACCCGAGCGGCACGACGGGCGACACGUACGCCUCCACCUUUUUCACCGAGUCGCAAUACACCAUUUACUGCAAUCGGGACACUCCCAACGCGCCGCUGUCGUCGCUGUUCGUCGCCAACCUAGACGACUGCAUGGACGCCUGCUCCUCGUGGAGCUACUACGCGCCCAGCGACUUUCCCAACGGCACGGCGACGAACCAGACAUGCUCCGGCGUCAGCUUCAUCCCCGCCUGGACGAACCGGACCACGGCCGUUGCCGGUACGGCGCCGGGCAAUUGCUACUUGAAACCGGGACCGCAGAAUGAAACAUCGCUGUACACGCCCAACAACGGACAGGAGACGCAUGCCGCCAUUAUUGUUGAUUCCUAA